This is a messenger RNA of Hibiscus syriacus, 1172 nucleotides long. RefSeq names its product F-box protein SKIP2-like. The record is from RefSeq and is a predicted model, not a curated record. Gene Ontology annotation, cellular component: SCF ubiquitin ligase complex. NCBI's taxonomy places the organism in Eukaryota, Viridiplantae, Streptophyta, Magnoliopsida, Malvales, Malvaceae. The annotation marks the transcript as partial. Gene Ontology annotation, biological process: SCF-dependent proteasomal ubiquitin-dependent protein catabolic process. The transcript has a single exon.
UAUACCAUUGACUUAGAAGAGUUGUCGGUGAAAAGGCUCAGAGGGAUCCACGACGGAGCUGAGGCGAUCAGGCCAGGAGCGGCGGCUUCUUCACUGAAAACGAUUUGCUUGAAAGAGCUUGUUAACGGUCAGUCGUUUGAACCGCUUGUUGUUGGAGCUAAAAACCUUAAAUCUUUGAAAAUUAUUCAUUGUUUGGGUGAUUGGGACAGAAUCCUUCAAUUACUUGGGAAUCAAGAUCGAUACCGAAAAGAAAAUCUAUAUGUUAAUAACAAUGAAAGCAAUGGUAACAGUAAUCCUUUGAUGGAAAUUCACCUUGAGAGGCUUCAAGUAAGUGAUAUAGGCCUAUCUGCUAUUUCCAAAUGCACCAAAAUUGAGAAUUUGCAUAUUCCGGACUGUUCGAAUUAUGGGCUUGUUUGUAUAGCUGAGCAUUGUAAGUUGUUAAAGAAGCUUCAUGUUGAUGGAUGGAGAACUAAUAGAAUUGGAGACGAGGGCUUGGCGGCUGUAGCCAAACACUGUCUUAAUUUAGAAGAACUCGUUUUGGUUGGUGUUAAUGCUACUUAUUUAAGCUUGGAAGCCAUUGCUUCUAAUUGCUCGAAACUCGAGAGAUUAGCACUUUGCGGAAGCGGGACUAUCGGUAAUACUGAGAUUGCAUACUUUGCAGCCAAAUGUAAGGCUUUGAAGAAACUUUGCAUCAAGGGAUGUCCUAUAUCGGAUAUUGCCAUUGAAGCCCUGGGCUCUGGUUGUCCCAGUUUGAUGAAAAUUAAGUUGAGGAAAUGUAGAGGAGUGAGUUGCGAGGCCGGCGAAUGGUUGCGCGAUCAAAGGGAAUCACUAGUGAUCAAUAUGGAUGCUUGUGAGGUAGAUGGUGGUUUCGAGGCUAGUGUCAGCAACGGUGGAAUUCUUGAAGUCGGGUUGGAUUAUCUGCAGGUGGUUGGCCAAGUAACCGGCGGAGAUGCUUCGACGAGCAGCAAUGGCAGGUUAGCAUUGUUAAGGUCCAAGUUUGGGGUUUUUGCUAAUAGGAAUUUAGUGGCAUGCACAUUUAGAAGGUGGUCUAACGGUGAUGAUAGUUUCAGUAGCAACUUGUGAAUGAUCUUUUAAAGAGUUGGAAACAAUACUCUUUUCUCUGAUCAUAAUGCAACCUUGUAAGUUUGUGAGAUGAAUCAUUUUUUAAUGCA